AUGAAUGCCUUUCGGUGUAUCCGAGCUACGGGCAUUGCGCGGCCGAGGACACACGCCCGCUUGCCCACAACUGCACAGCAAGCAGUUAGUAAACCAGCUUUGCAAAAAUACUUCAGAGAAGCAAGAUGCUUUUCGUUACCGGUGCGGGCUAGCGCAUCGUCUCAACUGACACAGGCUGAUACCUCUUCAACCGUGCCUUCUGUAUCUUUCCCUGUCCCCGGACUUGAAGGACACAAAUGGUCGAACUUCUGGCUAAGGGACAACUGCCAAUGCCACGAAUGCGUCCACCCAGAAACCAGACAACGCCUCCUGGAUACAUUUUCUUUACCGGAAGAUGGUAAACCGUCAACUAUAAAACUUCUGGAGAACGGACUCGAAAUAGAAUGGGCAGGAGACGGCCAUAAAAGUACUUUUACCUAUGAGUGGUUAGAAAACCAUACAUCUUCAAGUGCAGCUCCCGCGGAGACUCCCGUCAUAAGGAAUGAUCUUGAAUAUGUCGAAAGCACAUCAAAAUCACUACCGGCUGUCGAGUAUGAGGAAGUGAUGUCAUCGGACGAGGGCAUACGAAGAUGGACAAGCAAUAUAUAUCGAUUUGGCUUUAGUUUUGUGAAAGGAAGCCCGGCUACUCCUGAAGCAACUGAGCGAUUAUUAGAGAGGCUAGCUUUCAUCAGACCUACCCAUUACGGAGGCUUCUGGGAUUUUACAUCUGAUCUUUCAAUGAAAGAUACAGCAUACACAUCACAGCAUCUCAAAGCGCACACGGACACAACGUACUUUACUGACCCUGCCGGACUUCAACUCUUCCACAUGCUAUCUCACACUGACGGAAAGGGCGGGGAGACGCUGCUGGUUGACGGGUUCAAAGCCGCUCGUACUCUGCUUGAAGAAGAUCCCGCGGCUUAUCAGGCGCUUAGCGAUAUCAAAAUCAGCUCGCAUUCCAGUGGAAACGAAGAUGUCUGUAUACAGCCAGCUACCUCGUUCUCGGUGCUGAAUCACAUAAGCGAUUCAUCUGAGUUGUACCAGAUUCGGUGGAACAACGAUGACCGUGCACCAGGAAAAGGGAACUCGCUGGAAACCAUCCAUCGCUGGUACCAAGCUGCAAAAAAAUGGAAUGCAAUCCUCAAGCGACCUGAUAUGGAGAUCUGGCUCAAACUUGAACCAGGGACACCCCUCAUAUUCGAUAACUGGAGAAUUCUCCAUGGCCGCUCUGCCUUUACCGGGAAGAGGCGAAUGUGUGGUGGUUAUAUCAACCACGAUGAUUUCAUAUCCCGAUAUCGUCUUCUUAAUAACGGAAGAAACCGAGUGCUGGCUCAGAUCUAA
Messenger RNA from Trichophyton rubrum CBS 118892, 1320 nucleotides. RefSeq names its product trimethyllysine dioxygenase. Gene Ontology annotation, molecular function: trimethyllysine dioxygenase activity; iron ion binding. Gene Ontology annotation, biological process: carnitine biosynthetic process. The transcript has 11 exons. Gene Ontology annotation, cellular component: mitochondrion. The coding region runs from base 1 to 1320 and encodes 439 amino acids. Lineage: Eukaryota; Fungi; Ascomycota; Eurotiomycetes; Onygenales; Arthrodermataceae. The record is from RefSeq and is a predicted model, not a curated record.